Ctenocephalides felis (cat flea) is the source of this 432-nucleotide messenger RNA. RefSeq lists its product as uncharacterized. Lineage: Eukaryota; Metazoa; Arthropoda; Insecta; Siphonaptera; Pulicidae. The record is from RefSeq and is a predicted model, not a curated record. The transcript has a single exon. Bases 1 to 432 code for a protein of 143 amino acids.
AUGCCGCCGCACAAAUUACUAUUGAAAGUUGGUUCUCCAAUUAUAUUAUUAAGAAAUUUAAAUGCCCCAAAAUUAUGCAAUGACAAAAGAUUAGCAAUAACAAAAAUUAUGGGAAACAUUAUAGAGGCAAUUAUUCUGGGCGGAAAAUUCAAAGAUGAUGUUGUUCUUUUGCCUACAAUACCACUAAUUCCUUCGGAAUCAGUAAUACCUUUUAAAAGACUGCAGUUUCCUAUACGUUUGGCAUAUGUUAUAACCAAAAACAAGUCACAAGGGCAGACAAUGAUCUUUUGCGAUAUAAAUUUAGAAAAUCCGUGCUUUAAUCACGGACAGCUCUAUGUUGCUUGCUCAAGAGUCAGAAACCCAAAUAAUUUAUAUAUUUAUACACCUGAUAAUCUCACCAAGAAUAUUGUAUAUCCUUUGGCAUUACAAUAA